UCCCCGCGGAGGCGGGAGGGAGGGGAGCGCUGGCGGCCCCGGUGGUGCGGACACCGGCAGCGGGAGCGGGGCUGGAGCCCGAGCCCGGCGGAGGGAUGGGGCAGCGGCGGGGCCCGGCCGUGCUGCUCCUCGCUCUGGGGCACCUGGCCGGGCUGCUGGCAGCGGGACCCUCCUGCGCCGACGCUUACCGGGGCCUCUCGGACUGCGUCCUCAAGCUGGGGGACAGCAUGGCCACGUACGAGGAGGAGGAGGGCAUCGAGCUGCAGGGGCUGCGCCGAGUCUGCAGGUAUUGGGAUGAAUUCCACACCUGUGCCCUGACAGCGCUCUGGGAGUGCCAGAAGGAAGCAGCGGCCGUCUGGGAGAUGCUGAGAAGGGAGUCCCGAAAAAACAGAUUUCAAGGCAGCCUGUUCGACCUCUGCAGCCCCAGCAUGGCCCAAAGCUUUGCCUGGACCCGCAUUCCCAACAUUUCCAUCCUCAGCGUCCCCCUGAUUGUCACUUGGCUGAACUUAUAAACUGCAGCUCUGUGAGUAUCCCAGCAAAGGUGAUGGCAGUGUGUGGCAUGGCAUCUUUCAGAUCUUUUUUCCAAACCUUUGAGGAAUAUACUGUGGAGCUCAGAAAGUCCCAGCUCCAUCUUGUGUCUGUGAGACAUGGAAGAGCUCAGCAGCWUCUCCCAGGUGUUAAAAUUUCUCUGUAAUUUGGAACAACUCCUGUCCUUUUCUGCCUCAAGGCUCAUGCACAGAUCUGGCUGACUGGAGAAUUUGGGAACUUGUAGACAAGGGGCAGAGGAUUUGGGGAAAAAUGAUGUAUUCUGGAAAAAGGAUGAAUGCUGGACACUUUGGCACUCUUUCAUGGCUACUGGAAGGAAACCUGUUUACUUUGCUGACUCUUGCCAYCAGAUCAACUCUCCAGGUUUUUGAUUUGGGCACUCAAAAUGAGAUGGGUAUUUUUACCACUGCUCURAGGGGCAGCGGAUGAUAUCUGUCCUGUCACAGGCUGAAAGGAGGUCUUUACUGCCCUGUACUGGCCUUUUAUCUUUGAGGACAUGGCAAAACACCUGCUGAACAAUAAUCACAGUUGCAUGACUUCUCUUGCACACAUCUGAAUUCCCAAGUAACUUCUGUGUUAUGUGUAAAUCCCUUUUCUAAGGAUAUAGAGGGGGGAGAGGGAGUAUCAAGCUAGGAGGACAAAUGGGAUUUAUAGUAACUCUUCUGCUUUAAAGUUUUCCCCAAGGUACCUGUAAGCAGCUCUGUGGGUAGAAGUAUAUAAUUCCAGAGUAUUAAAGUUUGUUGUAGAGCCAACAGCAUGGCAGAAGUUAUUUGUCCUGGCUCUUGCUCAACAGCACAGUCUCCUCUUGUCUCCUUUGUGGCUCAGAGUGUUGUCAGUUUUGUAGCUUCAGUACAAGCAUGGAAGUAUUUGGAACAGAGAGGUGUUUGCAGGUGAUUUCUGAGUAUGUUAGAGAAACACAACAGUAUCAUCGGUUAGCCCAAGGCAGUCUGUGUUCUAAGGAUGCUGAUGGAUCCCUGUGCCCUGCCUGGCUGCACAGGGCUCUGGGGUGUGUGCUCUUCAGUGUGAACAAGGGAUUUAGGGCCCUGCCUACACCACAUAUCCCACCAGAUGCAUUCCAGGCAGUGGGAAAGCUUCUAGAGCAAAAGAUUUUUUUGCUAACAAUGGUGCUGGGCUUUGCUGCUUUCCUUUGGAACUCACGCGUUCUUCCUCUUACCUUCACUCAACACUCUGCUCCUGCAGCAGCAGAAGAGAAUGAAGAAAUCGAGGCAAAUUCAACUAAAUAAGCCAGGGAGGGGCAGCUGGUGUUCAGACAGCACUUCAGUGCACCUUGGCUUUCUACACACAGCAGAGUUGUUACUUAUAUAUUCAACGUUCAGCAUCUGGGGCACAAAGCCUUAGGGUGAGUGUGCAGAAAGGGUAAACCAGAGCAGGGUAAAACCUGGAGUGAACCACCCAGAUGCUCCAUUUUGUUCUUCUCACUCAAUUCCAACAGCACUGUUUGCUGUUUGAUCCUSUUCUCCCCUCCCCUGUUACCCUCUUGUGGCUGGGGUAAGCUGAAGCAGGGGCAUGUCAUGUACAACCAAGACUAGAGUAUCUGGGAUCCAGAUCCUGUACCUGCUCUUUGUUUAAAACAGAUUUUUAAUGCCUUUAGGAAAAGAAAUAAGCACAGCCCUCUAAAAUCCUACAACCCUUGCAUUCCCUCUGUCAAAAUUUUCUACUUUGAAACAGCCUUGGGGAAAGGRAAGGUAAAAGCAUCAGAUCUGCAAGAAAUCUUCCUUUUGCAAAACUCUGGAUGCAAGUGGCUGACUGCCAUUGCCACUGUCUCUGUGAAAAGCAGGUGUUGGGACAUAUCUUCCCUGGCAGCAAAUCCCUCAACUAUUGCACACAAAAAAAAAAAAAA
Molecule: messenger RNA, 2407 nt
Organism: Malurus melanocephalus (red-backed fairy wren)
Lineage: Eukaryota; Metazoa; Chordata; Aves; Passeriformes; Maluridae
Product: neuritin-like
Exons: 3
Coding region: 96-512 (138 amino acids)
Biological process (GO): neuron projection extension; nervous system development
Cellular component (GO): plasma membrane
Source: RefSeq, a predicted model, not a curated record